AUGAGCAGUUCCUGUGUGACACUGGCCGAGGUCCUGUGGGCAAAAGGAAGCCCUUUGGAGGAAGAAGAAAUAUGGGCACUCUUGUACCUGGCCACAGUGCAGCUUCUGGAGGACCUUCACAAAGACCCUGCCAUCUGUGUGAUUUGUCCAUGGUCAGUACUACUGUCUGCUGAAGGAAAUCUGUCCCUCCAAAACAAUGCAUCUCAGACAGAAGCUGUCCCUUUCAGUGCACCAGAAUUGCUCCAUAGACAAAGUAAAAACCAGCACAUCGGAAUAACAAAGAUGUUGGUGUAUUCCUUAGGAAUGACUCUCUAUUGGUCAGCAGACUUCCAGGUUCCUCCAAACCAGUCCCUCCAGCUGAGUGACCAACUACACACACUCUUGCUGACACUAUGUGAAGAUCUGCCACAUAAAAGACUUUCUCUUGAAUCAAUUCUGGAAGCAUGUGAGGCACAUCAGAAGGAAUCUGCUCCCUUACCAGCAAAUGUCUACAUAAAGAAAAUGGUCCAGUUUGCUGUGGGAAGCGUCAGUGAGGUGGAGCGGGUACCCUCUGAAGACAGCACAGCCUCUCAGCUUACCAGAAGUCACAUGAUAAGGAAAAGACUGCAUGAGAAAAUAUCGGACACCUCACCGCUGUCCUCCCAGAUGAAUUUUCACCAAGACAAAGGGUCCAGAUUAAUGAAUUAUAGUCGGUCAACAGAAGAUUACAGACAACUCUCUGUGGACUACAGCGACUCUAAUAGUAUUUCUGAAAGUACAUCUUUGAUACUGUCUAACCGAGGACAGAGGAGAGGGAGAGUUCCACAGACACACCGGUCAUGGGACCCCACCCUUAGCGGGUCAAGGACACAAAGCAGCUACAAGCUCUUCAUAAACAGAAUCAGACAGUUUUCAGGUCCAGAAUUUAUUAUUUUGUCUAGUGAACCACCAGUGACCUUACAGCUUCCUGGAUCAAUUGUGACUAAAAAAGGGAAAUCCUAUUUGUCCCAAAGGGAUCUGAAUGUGAUUCUACUCAAUGGGCAGUGCCUUGAGGUGCAAUGUGACAUCAAGUCCAAGGCAAGAGAUGUUUUCAACACUGUGGUGGCAUAUGCAAACUUGGUGGAACAUUUCUACUUUGGCUUGGCUUACCUGAAAGGUAAAGAGUUCUUCUUUUUGGAUGAGGAGACCAAACUCUACAAAGUGGCCCCAGAUGGCUGGAAUGACCAACCCAAGAAGAAAACCUCCAACAUUUAUUUCACACUCUUUCUAAGGAUAAAAUUCUUUGUCAACCACUUCAAUGCUAUCCAGCACGGCUUGACAAGGCAUCAGUUUUACCUGCAGCUUCGUAAAGAUAUUUUGGAGGAGCGAUUAUAUUGCAAUGAUGAGACUGCCCUGAAACUCGGCGCUUUGGCUUUACAGGCAGAGCUUGGCAAUUAUGCUUCUGAGAUGCAUGGAAAGAGCUAUUUUCGUGUUGAAGACUACGUUCCAGCAAGCCGAAUAGAGAAAAUGACCCUGGUGUAUGUACAGCGAGAACUUGCUAAAUUACAUCGUAUGAAUCAUUCCCUAUUUGAGGAUGAGGCUGAACUAGAAUUUUUAAAGGUGACUCAGCAACUUCCUGAAUAUGGAGUGUUAUUCUAUCGUGUGUCCCAAGAAAAAAAAGGAGCAGGAGGGGACAUCAUCCUGGGAAUCUGUGCCAAAGGCAUCAUUGUGUAUGAGGUGAAAAAUCACACAAGAAUUGCCAGUUUAAGAUUCCAGUGGCGUGAAACAGAGAGAAUUUCAGCUCAUAGAAAAAAAUUCAUGAUUGAAAGCAGCUUCAGUGGCAAGAAACACACCUUCAUUACUGAUACAGCAAAGACAUGUAAAUAUCUACUGGAUCUCUGCUCUGCCCAGCACAAAUUUAAUGCACAAAUGAAUUCUAGACAACUUCGGCAAACUUCAUCAGAAGAAAGUAAAUUCGUGGAAAUAGACAAAUCAAAUUCUGCAUAUGCAGCUCAGCGUGAACACCUUGCCCUGAUUCAGAGACUGUCUCGUUCAGAGAAUGUGCUCUAUGCAGCAAACCUGGAAAACCUUUCUGCUGGGAUGAUGAGCAAAUCUUGUGAUAACCUCAGCGUGGAAACCAACAACAGGACUAGAGAGAAAAGCAAUCUCCGCAGAUCCAUGUCAGGGCUAUCCCAGUCAGAAACUCACAUCAAUUUGAAUGGAAAGCAAAGGAGUUAUGACUACCUCUCUAUCCACUCAACUCAGAACACAAUCAGCGCACCUGGAUCACCAGCCAUCCAAAAGGAAGUCUUGCUAAGUGGCCUAGAAAGAGAAAUCAUAUGUGUCAGCCUAAAACGUGACCCUAAGAAUGGAUUUGGUUUUGUAAUUAUUGGAGGAGAAAAUGUAGGAAAAUUAGACCUCGGUAUCUUUAUUGCUUCAAUUAUCCCUGGGGGACCUGCAGACAGAGCUGGAAAUAUCAAACCAGGGGGACGACUCAUCUCUGUGAAUAAUAUUAGUCUCGAGGGAGUUUCAUUUAAUACUGCAGUUAAAAUCAUACAGAAUUCUCCCGAUGAAGUAGAGCUCAUCAUCUCUCAACCCAAAGACAUGUAUGAAGAAGGAUUAAAUGAGGAAAAGAAUUUAUCAAGAGGAAACAGCACUAGUGGAUCUGAGAUCUCUUGUGUAGACAGUAGGAGAAAAAAGAUUCAGGAUUGUCAUACAGCUCUCCCCAAAGAAGAGGACAUAAAUAUAGAUGAACUUGAGAAGGCUCUUUCAUGGAGUUUAGCACCAAAAUUGGGCCCUACGAUUCCAGUUACUUCAGCUGAUAGCCCACAUGUCGAGGAAGUUGAUUCUUCGCACUUACCAUCUCCAUCUGAAACCAACUCAAAGGAAAUCUAUACUGUGGAGCUUGUUAAAGAAGACGGGACUUUUGGAAUCAGUGUGACGGGUGGAAUUAACACUAGUGUGCGUCAUGGUGGGAUAUACGUGAAGUCAAUUAUUCCCAGGGGACCAGCAGAUAAGGACGGACAAAUAAAGAUAGGUGAUCGCCUGCUGGAAGUAGAUGGCAUCAGCCUCUGUGGCAUCACCCACAAACAGGCUGUGGAACACCUUAAGAAGUCUGGCCAGAUUGCCAAGCUGGUUCUAGAAAGGGGAAACUACCUAUUGGCAGAGCCACGCCUGACUGCUAAUGACAGAAAGGAGGACCAAUGUGCAGUUGUUUCUGUGGCAACAUCCUUCACAGAUGGUACCAAGGACUACUGCUUUUUGACAGAUGAUAAUAUGUUUGAAGUCAAAUUGACAAAGAAUUCUGGAGGCCUCGGCUUUAGUGUUCUGCAAAUGGAAGGAGAUGCUUGUGAACACUUUGGAGGUGCUAUUUUCAGGAUCAAAAGACUGUUUCCAGGGCAGCCAGCUGAUGAGAAUGGCAAAAUUGAAGUCGGAGACAUCAUUUUAGCUGUGAAUGGGAAACCUGUUCAAGGACUCUUGUAUCAGGAAGUCCUGCACUUGUUGAGAGGAGCUCCUCCAGAAGUCACACUACUACUUUGCAGACCACCAAAAGGUGUUCUUCCAGAGAUAGAGCAGAGUGCCCUGACUCCAGCACCAUCUCCAAUUAAGGAGUUUGUAGCAGAAAUGCCAGGAAGUACAGAGGUAGGAAAUAGUAUGGAUCAGUCUACCAGUGAUGGAGGUAGCACCUCUCCAGACCUUGAAGACUGCCUGGAUUCUCCAGUGGCAGCAGAUUUCAGUGAGCCUCCUGAAGAGGACAGCUCAACUUACGAAGACCAGGAAGCUCAGUUUCAAGAAAAGCCCAUACAGAAACUGAUGGCUCCCACGGAAACUUUCUAUAAGCACCUUUGGAAGUUUCAUCAAGAAGCUGCCAGUUCUGAAGUCUUCCACUCCCUAGAGGAAGAAGUGAAGCAGAACUGCUACUCACCAUGCGAAUUUGGAUGGGCCAAAAGGUAG
This is a messenger RNA of Charadrius vociferus (killdeer), 3912 nucleotides long. RefSeq names its product FERM and PDZ domain containing 2 (gene FRMPD2). Gene Ontology annotation, cellular component: cytoskeleton. The transcript has 28 exons. The record is from RefSeq and is a predicted model, not a curated record. The coding region runs from base 1 to 3912 and encodes 1303 amino acids. NCBI's taxonomy places the organism in Eukaryota, Metazoa, Chordata, Aves, Charadriiformes, Charadriidae. Gene Ontology annotation, molecular function: protein binding.